This is a messenger RNA of Haemorhous mexicanus (house finch), 3999 nucleotides long. Its product is annotated as olfactory receptor 10C1-like. The transcript has 3 exons. NCBI's taxonomy places the organism in Eukaryota, Metazoa, Chordata, Aves, Passeriformes, Fringillidae. The record is from RefSeq and is a predicted model, not a curated record. Gene Ontology annotation, cellular component: membrane. Gene Ontology annotation, biological process: G protein-coupled receptor signaling pathway. Bases 2769 to 3707 code for a protein of 312 amino acids. Gene Ontology annotation, molecular function: olfactory receptor activity; G protein-coupled receptor activity.
CCAGCAGUGGAAGAAGGAGUCAGAACUCUUCUAUUCUCAUUUUCAAGGUUGUUUAUUGUUUCUUAGCUAUAAAAUUCUUUCUCCAACCUGCUGAGGUCUGUCUGGCAGGUCAGACAGAGGCACACUGACCACCCUCAGAGGCGGUGUUAUCUUUUUAUACUAAAAGCUACGUGUACAUUAUUUACCAUUACUUCCCAAUACCUGUCACCCAUGUUAGACAGUGAGCUUCUACUCUAAACCAAUCAAAAAAUGCCAACAUCACCCAGAAGAUGGAGGCUAGGAUGAAGAAGGAAAAAGGACAAGGCAAGCCCAAAUUCCUCCAUCUUGGAACCCCAAGCCCCCAUUCUCAAAACCUCAAAAAUCUAUUUUUCACCCUGUGACAAGCUAUUAUUCUACUUAAACUCUCUUGACUUGUCAUUCUUCAUAUAAAGGUUGGUCAUUGUUUUUCUAUGGGUCAAGAUCAAAGGCACAGGGGUCUUGGGCUCUGUGCCAAGGUCUCUGAGCCCCCUGGGCAGGGGCUCAAGCCUUCCAGGGCAGCCAGAGGGAUUUCCUGGGUUCUGACAGAUUUCAGCAUUUCUACUUUUUCCCCUCCUGUUGUAGUGUGUUUUUAUACUCUGUAAUACUUUGAAGUAGUUUUGGUUUUUGCAUGUCCAUAGUUUUCCCAAAUAGUUUACCCCAAAUUGUACCUCCUUCCCUUUACCUAUGUAAUUCCUCUCCCUUGAUGAGAUCAUCCCCAAAUCCCCAGCCUGGCUCUCUGUCAAUCACUCAGCAUCCCAUCCCCUCCAUCUCGAAGCUUCGGUUCAAGACAUUGAGCAAUUAGCCAGAGGCCAUGGCUCAAAUGUCUAUCCCCCACUACCUGUCCCUUUGGGUCAUUUAUUGGAUGGUAGAAUGUUAUCUGCUUUUGGUUUCCUCCUCCCUUUAAAUGUAACCUUGGCACAUCUCCGGGGCUCUCGGCAGGAGGCCCCCUGAGGGGCAGGAGCUCCCCAGAGCUCCUGAACAAAACCUUGGGUUAACCCCUGCUAAGAGUCGGCCCUUUCCUCCCCCGAUGUCCCUGGUGUCUCCUCUGCUGCAAAGGUGACUGGCCCGGCUGCCCUCAGCACCCUCGGGGCACGAGAGAGUGUCCCCCCACAGUCGGCCAUGUCGGGGUUGCUCCCGCGGUGUCUGCCGACUCGGGCCUGCCCGGGGUUCCUGAGCAGGCUCCCAGAGGGACAGGGACACCCUCCCACCCUGCAGCUUUCUUCACAGCCACAAUGCUGCUUCCUCUCAAACAUCCCACCUGCAUCCAUCCCAUUUGUGCACCCUUGGCGCUGUGGCCCUGGCAGCCCUCCAGAGGAGCCUUUGGGGGCUCUGAAAUGUCCCCUCCCAGAACUUCUGGGGGUUCCCCACUGACUCUGGCCCUUUGAGGAGAGGAGGGCAGGAACUCUCCACAGCUCUCUUUGCAGGACACAGUGCUGGAGGAGGAGGGUGCUGGCAGGGAGCAGGCCUGGAGCAGGUCCCCGCAGUGGGGCAGGGAUGGCCACAGCUGCUUUGUGGACACCACGGACUGUGACCCCUCGGCAGGGAGGAGAACAAACCCUCCCAGUAAUGGCCAUUCUCCCAAGGAUGGUGCAGCUUCAGGGCCUUCCAGGAGGAGCCUGCAGGGGGCUGGUGCCCCCAGGGCUGCUCAGGAGCAAACCCUGCUGAGGCACAGAGAGAUGAGCAGAUCCGUGUGGGGCGGCUACAACCUCCGCAGCCGCUUUGUGCAGCACACAGAGCCCUCACCAAGGAAGAGGAGGAGGAGGCAGACAACAAAUUCUCCAUGUCAUGACCAUGUCCACAGAGCAGACCCAGAGCCCUCCAGCACCAGCUUGAAGCAGGCUGCCAUACUCAGAGAGCAAACCCCGCCGAGGUGGAGGGAGCAGAGGAGAUGCCCGCGGUGGGGCUGGGACCUCCGCGGCCGCUCGGUGCAGCGCACACACCGCCCCUCCCUGGGCAAGAGGAACAGGGGGACAACGAGUCCUCCACGUCGUGACACAGCCCCAGUGGAUGAUGCAGCCUCAGGGCCCUCCGACAGCAGGCUGAAGAAAGCUCCCGUGCUCAGGGCUGCUCGGGAGCAGUCCAGCCCCAGGCUGAGAGAGCAGAGAAGAUCCUCACAGCCGGGCUACGAUCUCCGCAGCCGCUUUGUGCUCUGCACCCAGCAGCCUCCAGCGAGGAAGAGGAGGGUUUCCAUGGCCCAGAGAUGUGUGUUAGACAAGCACUCAGAGCACCCUGGGAGUGCUGCAGUCAGAUUAUGGCCCUGGCUGAAGCAGAAUGGAAGAUUAGCUCUGCGAUUUUUAGCAAAGGCUGUAAGUCUCCCUGAAAGAGAAGCCCUGCCUGUGUAGGUGCCAGAGGACAACAACAUCUGGAAGAACAGACAGAAGAAUGAAAUAAAAUAAAGUAGCUCAGCUGCCAGUUGGAGAAAUCUGUGAUUAAUGUGUUUUGGAACAGCCCCAUCACAAAUCUGAAGUAUUUCUGUGUUCCCAGAGGAAAAGGGUCUGGGUAAAAAUGCCAGCUGAGCAUUUGAAGACAGUAGUGAAUAUGCAAAUGAAUGCUAUGAAAGAAGAAUCUAUCAAAAAUAGAGACAAAAAUGAACACAUAAGGCUGCCUUAUUUCCUUUAGAAACUUUUAUAGUCUGUUUAGAAGAUAUUUUACCACAGAUUCCAGCCAUCCCUUUGUCUGUUCAAGCAGGCAGUUGUAUUUUGAUUGCAGAUUUGCCUGGCUGUUUGCAGCUUCAGCCACACCAAAGAAGGAUGAUCCUUGGGAACCUCAGUGGACUGAGUGAAUUCAGACUCCUGGGUUUUUCUGGACUCUCUCAUUUGCACCCUUUGCUCUUUGUACUUUUAUUAUCUCUUUAUGUUCUCACCUUGGUGGCCAACACAGUGAUAGCUGUCACAAUAAACACUGAUAACACCCUUCACACCCCCAUGUAUUUCUUCCUCACUCAGCUGUCCUGUUUGGAUAUCUGCUUUUUAUCAACCACAAUCCCAGCCAUUCUGGAGAACCUGAUGGUGGGAACAGUGAGUAUUUCCAAGACAAGGUGUGCCAUGCAAAUGUUCUCCCUCCUUUUCUUUGGAGUUGCUGAAUGUUUCCUCCUGGCUGCCAUGUCCCUCGAUCGCUAUUCUGCAGUUUGCCACCCCUUGCACUACACAGUUAUCAUGAGCAGCAGGGUCUGCAGCAGCCUGGUUGCUGGCAGUUACAUUUGUGGGGCUGCUGUGGGCUUGAGUCACACCCUGAUCACCUUCAGCUCACCCUUGUGUGGCUCUGCCAUCAACCACUUCUUCUGUGAGAUUCAGCCCCUGCUGGACCUGCUCUGCGGCAACACCUUCCCCAGGGAGCUCCAGGUCAUUCUGGUGGCUGUCUUUGCUAUUCUCAGCCCUUUCUUGCUGGUCCUUUGUUCUUACAUUCAUAUUAUUUCCACAAUUCUUCACAUGGCAUCAGCUGAGAGCCAGCAGAAAGCCUUUUCCACCUGCUCCUCACACCUCUUGGUUGUGACUCUGUUUUAUGGCUCUGCAGGCUCUGUGUAUCUGAGGCCAAAAUCCACCUACUGUGCAGCUGUGGAUAAAUUCCUCUCACUUUCUUAUUCUGUGCUGACUCCUUUGUUGAAUCCCAUCAUUUACAGCUUGAGGAAUAAGGAGGUGAAAGGAGCCCUGAAGAAAAAAUGGAGAAAAAUUAAUUUAGUGUGGAAAUGAAAUGGAAUAUUUGGGGUGUUUCAGGUGUUUGUACUGGUAUUUUUCACUCCAAAUUCUUGUUCAGUGAAAUGGAUUUCCAGAUACACCUCAGCUUUUGGAAGGAAAGAGGGAGAAGAAUGGAGAUUUUCAGCUGUAAGAGGGAGUGUUAGAAGCUAUGUUCACAUUUUGGAAGGAAACUUUUUCCACAUACCUAAGAAAUUCUUAACUGAAGAAACGUUUUCUUUUUACUUUUCCCCUUUUCCUUUUCCUUUUCCUUUUCCUUUUCCUUUUCCUUUUCCUUUUCCUUUUCCUU